ACCCCAAACCUAGCAAGCCCUCUCUCGUCCUCAUCCUCUCCUCCCCCGGCCCGAACCACCACCGCCGCCAGGGUCUCUAUGCUCCUCUCCUCCUCCUCCUCGGCCAACUCCUCGGCGCGCAGGGUCUCCUCCUCGCCCGACCUCGCCGACGACCACCAGCCGGACGCGCAGCAGCAGCAGGCCGACGAUCCGGUCGCGCAGGUCGACCAGUUCCUCUCGUCCUCAUCUUCUCCUCUGCUCCUCCAUCGGUCGGCCGGCCAGGGAGAUGGACGGCGACUACGUCUCCGGCCUGCUCGCGGGCACCGCGGGGCUCGACUUCGGCGUGCCAGGCCUCAACGCCGGCUUCUUCGAGACGCUCUGCGGCGCUGGCGGCGUGGGCGCCGCCGGGCUCGCCGCCAUGUUCGGGGACCGGGCGGCCGGGAUGCACGGCUUCGGGAACGGCGGCCAGUUCGGGCCCGCGGAGGGGGGCGGCGGCGUGCUCGCCGCCGCGUCCCGGGAGGGCUCCUCUGUCUCCGACCCUGCGUGGGCGUACGGCGCAAAUGCCAAGAAGCAGAAGGCGCCCGCCGCGGGUGCCGCCAAGGGCAAGGAGGCCGCGGCCACCUUCGCCAAGGUGUGCUCCAUGGGGGAGGCGACGGGGCCGGACUCAAAGAAAUGCAAAAUUGAGGACGAGACGGUGGAGGAGGAGGCGGCCACGGCCAGCGACGGGUCGACCGGCGGGGAGAGGGGCCGGAAGCAGGCCAAGGGCAAGGGCUCCAAGUCCAAGCAGCCGGCGGCGGACGAGCCGUCCAGGGACUACGUCCACGUCUGGGCCAGGAGAGGCCAGGCCACCGACAGCCACAGCCUUGCUGAGAGGGUUAGAAGAGAAAAGAUCACCCUCAAGAUGAAGAAGCUCCAGGACCUACAAGUGUACUCGCUCUGCGUGAUAAGAAAUUGAAAGGGCAGCUCGCUGGAAAAGAGAAGCUAAUCGAAAUAUCUGCCAAAGGUGCUGUGCAGGCUGAAAAGUGGUUUUUACCUAUUGAGGGGGGCUACUUGGAGCCUGAAGGUUUGGAAAAGACAUAUAGAUAUACACAACAAGAGCUUGGUAGUAGCUUUGACAUUAUGAGUUCAAGAAAACCAUUUGAUAUGAUCUUACCUGAACUUGGUCCUUAUACUCUAAAAUACACCUCAAAUGGUCGCUACAUGAUAUUAGGUGGGCGAAAAGGUCAUAUUGGUAUGAUGGAUAUGUUAAGUAUGGAUCUCAUCAAAGAGUUUCAGGUAUAUGCAAAGAUUUGAUCCUGGAUUUGGUUGUAAUGGAGGCGCGUACACCAUUCAACCUUUGUAUGCUCCUGCUGUUACCUACAACACUGAGUUCCCCCAGCUUCGGUCGCCACAAAUGCUUCCUGUUCCUGUUGAACAGCAGCAGCCUCAUCCAAUGGCUCAGGACAUGCCUGGGCCCUGGUCGCCGGCUCAAUCACCUAAUGCAGUUGGCUACAGGCCUCCAGAUGGUGUUAUGCCACCCUACAGUCCUGGUCAAGCUGGUGCUCCUGUCAGGUCGUCUGUUUUCAUGCAUGCUUCCCGGCAAUAUGCUAUGCCUUCACGCCCAGGAGUCACGUUUGUACAUCCACAUGAUUCUAUGCGACCAUUUGCACAGGUCCGUGUUUUCUCCUAUCAGUCGUGUACUGAGCUGAUUUCCUGGAGUAAUCUUUUGAUAGAGGUGGAUUGUACAAAUUAAUACUACCACACCGAUGUUCUGUACGACAUUCCAUUGGUUCCUACUAACCAUGAUAUAUUAUUGUUAUACUAUUCCUGCC
Hordeum vulgare subsp. vulgare (domesticated barley) is the source of this 1790-nucleotide messenger RNA. Its product is annotated as transcription factor BHLH089-like. The record is from RefSeq and is a predicted model, not a curated record. The coding region runs from base 266 to 934 and encodes 222 amino acids. Lineage: Eukaryota; Viridiplantae; Streptophyta; Magnoliopsida; Poales; Poaceae. Gene Ontology annotation, molecular function: DNA-binding transcription factor activity. The transcript has 7 exons. Gene Ontology annotation, biological process: regulation of DNA-templated transcription. Gene Ontology annotation, cellular component: nucleus.